GCUGUAGCCAUACUCUUAUGGCAUCGUCGCCAUAUUACAUUUCAUUCAACUCCCGCGAUUACAGGAAUUUACAUUCAACUUUAAAUAAUAUUCAAGCUUGAAAUAAAUAAAGGUUCCAUAUGAAUACUAAUUAUUUAUAAUUACAAAUAAUGGCAAAUUCCGACGAUCUUACGGAACAUAAAGUUGCCGAAGAAAAUGUUCUCUGUGGUGAUGGUGUGAAAGAAUACCUUGAGCCUAGAUUCGAGUGUCCUAUUUGUUUAACUUGGCUACGUGAUCCAGUUUUAACAUCUUGUGGUCAUAAAUUCUGUUCGCAAUGUAUAUAUACUUGGCUUCAAAAGGAGGGAGCUUGUUGUCCAGUUGAUAGUAAACCAUUGAAAUCUGAAAGUGAUUUAUUCAGAGAUCUGUAUACGAGUAGAGAAAUAUCUCAACAGCGUACUCGUUGUCCGUAUCAACAAUUUGGUUGCGAAGUUAAGUUAUCUCCAGUGGAUAUGGAAGCACACAUAAAUCAGUGCAUGUAUAAAAGAAGUCUUCCAGAUUCACAAAAUAUGCAUUGUCACUUUAAAAAUGUUGGGUGCUCCGAGACUUUUUAUUCAGAGGAAAAUUUACAUACACAUUUAGAAAGAAAUAUAAACCAUCAUUUAACUAUGGUGUUAAAGGCAUUACCACAGGUAUCUACUUCACAGAAUAAUGUUAGCGCAAUGGUUGCUGAAUCUAAACUAUGGGAUCCACCAUCUAAAAGUGCAAAUUCUUUAGAAAAACCAGAACCAUCAUUAGAAUGGCAACAAUUGUUGAAAAAUUUGUAUGAACGGAUAGUACUACUGGAACAGCAAAACCGAGAAUUGUUUAUAACGAUUUCUAAUCAGAAAACUCAGCUUACGACUUUACAAACUUCGUUACGAUUUAAUCAAGAGGAAUUGUUCUUACGUAGUUGUAAUGGUGUUUAUAUUUGGAGAUUACAUUCUUUCCAAGAAAAGCUUUGUAGUAUGAUGAAUGAUUCGCUAAAAAUGUUUUAUAGUCCUGGUUUUUAUACUAGUCUUAACGGUUAUAAAAUUUGUGCUAGAAUUAACGUUUCUUCUAAAGAUCCAGAAUUUUUAUCACUGCUUUUACAUAUAAUGAAAUCAGAAAAUGAUGAUGGUUUAGAUUGGCCGUUCAAUGGAACAAUGUGUUUUAUUUUGGUAAAUCCACACGAUUCAGAGAAGGAUAUACGAGAAAUAACUUCAUCUAGACCUGAUCUUGAAGCAUUUAGAAAACCAGUGUGUGAAUUAAAUAAACGUAGUUUUGGUUACACUGAAUUCGUACGAAUACGAGAUUUACCCGAUUUCUUACAAAAUGAUUGCUUAAUUUGUAGGAUAGAAGUUCGUGUUGAUGAUAGAUUUCAAAGACCAAAUAUAAUAUAACACAAUAUUCGUGUAUAUUCAGACGAAUUAAUAAGUUAUAAUGCAGUUACUUAUUUUAUUUAUAAUCAAAGUUAAAAUGUGAUAUAUUUUGAGACAUUUAAUUGCUUUAAUUAUUUAUGUAUCAUGCAUUUUUAAAAGUAUUAUAGUAAAUAAUACUUAAAGUAUGAUACAAUAAAACUGUGAAUUAAUUUCAUAUAAAUCUAUACACCAAUUAUCCCCUUGCCCUACAACAUCGUGACAUACUCGUGACGCAAUUUACAGUUCAAAUGUGUUAAAUUUGGUUGGUAUUUUUUAGGAUGAUUGAAUUUUAAAUUGAAUUCUAAUUAUAAUUUGCUCGGUCAAGGAUCGUUGAAUGCUAUGUAUGCAUGAUAUUUUAUUUUUCUGUAAUUGUUUUAAAAUUGAAGUAAUAAAUAGUUAGCUGUGUCUGAAAACUAUCUGCAACUAUCGAAAAAAGCAUAGGCAAAAGGGUUAAACAAUUCCAUCCAUUUGUAAUGUGAUAAUAAUGAUAAUUAAUUUUGUACUACAAGUGUAGUUAAUUUUACUACUACAAGUGUAAAUAUUUAUGUAACUCAAAUAAAACUUCUGAGAUUGUCCAGUA
Messenger RNA from Osmia bicornis bicornis, 1995 nucleotides. Its product is annotated as TNF receptor-associated factor 6-like. The record is from RefSeq and is a predicted model, not a curated record. Gene Ontology annotation, cellular component: plasma membrane signaling receptor complex. NCBI's taxonomy places the organism in Eukaryota, Metazoa, Arthropoda, Insecta, Hymenoptera, Megachilidae. The transcript has 7 exons. Gene Ontology annotation, biological process: regulation of canonical NF-kappaB signal transduction; protein K63-linked ubiquitination; positive regulation of JNK cascade. The coding region runs from base 150 to 1397 and encodes 415 amino acids. Gene Ontology annotation, molecular function: metal ion binding; protein binding.